AUGGAAGGCGAUGCAACCCCCAGAGCCCACCUUCUCGCGCUCCCACGUGAACUGCGAGACGAGAUCUAUACUUAUCUCAGCCAUGAUCUGAUUCUGGAAGAAGUCCCCAAUGCGGGUGGCGUGCACGCGAAGAUCUACAGAGCACCCAUUCUCAACGUCCUGCUAGUGCAUCCAAUCCUCCACGAGGAGUACCUCGCUUCCGAUAUCUUCAAGCAGCUCACCAUUACGAUUCAUCGAGAACUGCGACCAUCAAAAGCUGCGUUGAUGAAGGCGCAACUGGGGGGAGCCUUGGCACAUGUUCGACAUCUGGUAUUCACAGCAUACCCGGUCGAAUGGGCAUGGGUCUCUGGCUUCAUCGAUCACGUUCUUUACGAUAUGCCAAAGCUUUGCGCUCUCAGUGUUUUGUCUAAAAACCCGGGUGGCGGCCACAUUGCUACAACUCCGCCACGGUCCUUGGCCGGACUUCCACUUGGUCCUACAUGA
Messenger RNA from Pyrenophora tritici-repentis Pt-1C-BFP, 483 nucleotides. The record is from RefSeq and is a predicted model, not a curated record. Lineage: Eukaryota; Fungi; Ascomycota; Dothideomycetes; Pleosporales; Pleosporaceae.